Messenger RNA from Anneissia japonica, 2640 nucleotides. RefSeq names its product branched-chain-amino-acid aminotransferase-like protein 1. Bases 143 to 970 code for a protein of 275 amino acids. The transcript has a single exon. The record is from RefSeq and is a predicted model, not a curated record. Lineage: Eukaryota; Metazoa; Echinodermata; Crinoidea; Comatulida; Comatulidae.
AUUUCAAAGAAUUAAAUUUUAUUGUUCACCAGAGAACAAAGCAAAUGGUAGUAAUCUUGAUAACGGCGGUGACCAGGGCCACAGUUUACACGCCACGUCAUGCUGAAAUUAAUACUGUUCCUUACGAUCAGCAUACUUUAUUAUGAUGGCUACUGAAUCUUCAACCCAAACACGCGUUGUUCUCUGGUCAAUACCUCGAUGUAUGACUACCGCGUUUAUGCGCUCGAUCGAUACACUCGAUGAAUCCGUAGUUUUCCACGAAAACUUUGCAGCCGCAUAUUGGCAUGGACCUGAAGGUAAUCACAAGAACCUGUUUAGCUUUGCUCCUUACCAUACAUAUGAUUAUGUAAAAGCCUUACUUCAACAGGAAAUGCCAGGCAAAAGGGUAAUAUUUGCAAAGGAUUUUGCUUUCGCAUUGCAAAGGAAGUUUGAAAAGAUUCCGGACGGUUAUAUUCACACAUUUUUAAUCCGGAAUCCAACAAAGGUAUUCAUGUCACUACGUUACCAGUUUAAAGUGCCGUGGCUCAAGGCCAUUUUCUUUGGUAGGGAAAUGCAAACAUACUACCCAGAACAUAAUUUUUAUUUUGUGGACAUGUGGAAGCUCUAUGUGCACAUCAAAGACGAUCUCAAGAAACCUACUCUCGUUAUUGAUGUUGAUGACUUCUUGCAAGAUCCUGAAGCGAUGAUGAAGAUUUAUUGUCAAUCAACUGGCAUACCAUUUCGAACAUCGAUGUUGUCAUGGCAACCGUGUAGUAUAUGGAAUGUGGACUGGCAAUGUAGCACUUACUUGAAAUAUUUUGCGUGGUGGCAAGGUUGGUAUAAGAGCACUUUUAAUAGCAAUGGAUUCGAAACAUCCAAAGGACAGACCAAUACUCCAGAAAUUACAAUGCUACCACCAGAUGUCAGGAAACUUGUGGAAAUCAGUGAACCCUAUUAUAAAUUACUGUAUGAUGAAAGAAUAACAAUCUGAUUUGGUUUUCACUAUUUUUCACUUUUGUAAUAAUAUGGGAGAACAAUAAUAAUAAUAAUAAUAAUAAUAAUAAUAAUAAUAAUAAUAAUAAUAAUAAUAAUAAAUUAUUAUUAUUAACAACAAUAUUGAUGGUAAACAGUUAAAUAAACGCUAAUUAUGGCGUUCAGGUUGAAUAAUUUGUCACUUUUAUUUGAUUCAAUACUAUAGUUCCUAAACCUUCGAAAUAUGUUAGCCUAUUUUAUAAAAUACCCACUAUCUUCGUCUAAGUUCAACCAUUAACAUCUAUAAACCACUUCUUUUCAUUUUUUUAAACAGUCCUAUAAUUACCAUUAAACUUCCUAUUCAUGGGAAAUGAAUUGAAAUUAUUUGAAAAAAAAUAUCAAAUUCUUACCAAAUUGCUGACAAAGAUAACAAGCUUUUACAGGGCAUGGUGGCGCAAGGUUAGCAGCAUAUCAUCUGCGUAACAUAAAUUAUUAAUUUUAAUGUGAUUGAGCUCACAUCCAUAAUCACGAGUACUUAGUAUGAUACCAUCAUUUUAUGCAUCGUUUAUCAGAGGAGACAUAACCCCCCUCCACUUGUAUCACACUAUUUGUUACUUGACACAUCUUGACUAGAAUUUACCCUAUCUAACAAGAAAUCUGCAAUAAGGUUGGUCACUUUAAAUUAACUGCAUGCUUCCAAAGACUAGACCAGUGAUUUACUCUAUCAAACGCUUUACUAGUGUUCAGAAAAUAUGUAUAUAUUGGGAUUGCUGUUUCUGUAUAGCUAAUUGCGAUACUCCACAGCCAGUCUGAAAAGGAAAAUGCACGUUUCAGUAGAGUGUUUAGAAAUCAAUCUAAUUACCUCAAGAAUAAGGGCAUCUCAACAGUAAGUAAUAAGUUACUAAAUGAUAUCGAAUUCAGACCAGUGCUUGUAGUCCAGGGUCUCAGAACAACCCCCUGCACCACUUGCGUUUUGCCUGUCAUUAUUUUUUUCAAGAAUCACCUUGUUACUCAAGCGAUUUCUGGUUGCUAGUGCAUGUAAACCAACAAAGAGGGUACCUUUUUUGUUUAAUAUUAGGACUGAUAUUGGUGGGGGGGGGGGUAAUUUUUUCCCACAACUUUUAAUCAACUAAAUAUUUUUUCUUGUUUUUGAUAUCAAAGUGUAGAAAUAUACAUUUCCUAUCAUAUUGUAUAAAGGGCAAUAUAAUUAGGUCGUUAAUAUGUCACACGAGGUCAAUAGGUCAUCUUCCAAAGAUCAACAUCGAAUUUUACCCAAUAAUUUAUUAUUAAAACUUGUGAUAACAGAUUUUCUUUCCUGUUAAAAUUGAAUUAACAUGGAUGAAAGUUAGUUGAAGUAAAACCAGGGAACACGGAAGUUCACUGUUCCCUGGUAAAAUAUAUAUAAAAAUACAUGUACUGUAUAGAUAAAAUUGGGACAUCUUAGCUUCAAUCACUACAAAGUUAUGGCUCCAAAAAUAAGUGGGCGUAUCUAUAUGUAUAUGCAUUCACCAUUGGAUUUUGAUACGAACGGAAAAGGUUUUAACUAGCUUUAAAUAGCAGAUAUGAGGCAGAAAACUGGUGAUGUACCUUAGAAGUGACCUGUCUGUUAUUAUAUGUUAUGAAAUAUUUAUAUUUUCAAAAUUGUGAUACUUAAACAACUAGUAAAUAUGCGUGUAAAUUUCAUUACAA